AGGCUCUGUAGGAGCACUGCAAGUGAUGCAAAAUGGACCUUGAGCCAUGGGCGGCCUAUGGCUUGGAGCUGCAAGACUUGGGUCCCAAAGGUCGAGGUCUGGUUGCAGGGAAAGACUUUCGCUGCGGGGAAGUGCUUUUCCGCGAGAAAGGCUUCCGCGCCAAGAGCCCGGAGCAUUUGGCGUUAGAGGUUUUAGCUUCCGCCGAGGCCCGCGCACAAGUCUCUCACCUUCACACAGGUCCACUUUGCCACUUAGAAGGUGAGACAGACGAUGAGAAGUUCAGUCGGGCCGCCAUGCCGGAACCUUGCCCCACGGAGUUUCCGAGGAAGUAUUCUAAGGUGCGUUUCAACUCUUUCGAGCUGAAUGGCUGUUGCUUUCUGCCCAUCAUGGCGCUCUUCAACCACAGCUGCGCGCCCAAUGCUGCCAUCACCCAGCUGCCCCCGCAUGAGGAGUGCCAUACAGCUAUGGUUGUUGUAGCUGAGCAGGGCAUAGCCAGAGGUACGGAGAUUGUUUACAGCUACAACUCAGAUUGCCUUUUUGUGCCCUUGCGCGAACGGCGCAAGCGCUUGCUGUCCAACUGGGGCUUCCUUUGCAAAUGCAGUAGAUGCCAAGUCGAGGAGGAAGCCGGGCUGGAAGACGACGAAGAGGAGCCACCUGAGAUGCCCCAGCUGCUCUCGUGGGAAGAGGUAGACUUGAAGAAUGUGAAUCUCUUCCAAGCCCGACAUGAGGCCCGUUUUGCCGGUACAGUAGCAAUUUGGACCUGCCGGCUGCCAUAAGAAUAAAACGACCACUCUAGUAAAAUAAUUAGCUAUGUUGUUGCGGGACGGGCGUGAGACAACUAAACUCCGCAGAGGCAGAGAGAGGGAGAGGGAGAGAGAAUCUCAUCAAAGGCAACAGAGCUUUGCAGGGCAGGGCGGUCCGUUAAGCGGCUUGAUGCAGUGGCUAUUUUAGUUCUUCGUUUUGGAAUGUGACUAUGUUUGCCCUCACAUGGGCCAGCCAUCUAGGAUCCAGUCUCAUCACCCUUGACGCCUCCGCAAAGGACAUUCGACGCCAUGAAGGGCUCACCCAUUUUCAUGUUCGAAAUGAUCGCUUUGACUGAAAUGAGGAAUCACAUGUCUAAAUCAAUAAAGGAGAGAAAACUGGUUGCUUAGGCCUUGUCUCAAGGUGCUUCAUCAUCCAGGGAUCCCCUUUUCGGAGCGCAAACAGAUCUUCAGUGCACAGCUGGCUGCGGCAGUACAGCUUGCUCCCUGAGCUUCAGCGGAAAUUAAGGAUGGUCUAUCAAAACGUCCGCCACACGCAUAUGCCUAGUACAUGAUACAUGAUACAUGUUUUUCGAGUGUCCCCAAUGGCCUAAGGACCCCAGUCUAGAAUGUUCGACUUGUUGGUUUCAUGGUUGCCGCGGUUUGCCUUGAAAUCCUUCUGCCAAUCUGAGAUUUGCAUCCUUCCCUCGGGACGAUUUAUGCCCCUUGGAGUAAGCUUGGAGCCCUCAGAGUCAGCCGUCAGCAUGCAGUGUUUCAUCUCUGGAUCAUGGGGGCACGUGAAGUGAUGUUUGCUUCUGAAAUGAUGCUAAUGAUGCAGAACCUUUGUGCUCAAUGCAAUAUUUGGGAGGUUGGGGACUCACGGAAUUGAAUUUGUAUAGACCCUUCCGAGACCCAUCCUUUUAAAGGUGUGUUCUCAAGGGCAGCAAGCACAAGGCAGACUGCCAUUGCAUUGGCUUCAAAGCAGGUUGCAGAUAUAUAACAUAAUGGUCUUUGAUGGACUGACAUGCAUAUAUAACCCUAACAGAUAGUACAUCAUUGAUAUGUAAUUUACUAUAUAGUCAAACAGUCAAAACACAACAAUUUUACACAUUAUGUAGAUGAUAUAGCUGACGUACCUCUACAUGUUCUUGAAGACAGUUGCGGCUCAGGAGGAGCUGCAUGAUCUUUGCGAGGCCUCCAAGCCCCAUACGCAUGCAGAGAAGGUGGCCAAGUUCUUCAGUGAGUUGGGCGAGACUGGGAACGCCUUGUGGCCCCCGACGGGGAAGUAGUGACCCUGCUCAGAGUCGCCUCAGCCCGUGUGGCCCGACCGACCUGAAAAGGUCGGACGCAGUGCUUCUGUUCGAAAAAGUGGCAGUGGUGUUGGCAGAACAAUGCUAGUAACUAUUCCACUUCGGGAUUCACCACGUUCUUCA
This is a messenger RNA of Durusdinium trenchii, 2173 nucleotides long. The record is from the annotation of a GenBank genome assembly. NCBI's taxonomy places the organism in Eukaryota, Dinophyceae, Suessiales, Symbiodiniaceae.